Messenger RNA from Hibiscus syriacus, 1028 nucleotides. RefSeq names its product serine/threonine-protein kinase PBL27-like. The transcript is spliced from 3 exons. Bases 464 to 814 code for a protein of 116 amino acids. The record is from RefSeq and is a predicted model, not a curated record. NCBI's taxonomy places the organism in Eukaryota, Viridiplantae, Streptophyta, Magnoliopsida, Malvales, Malvaceae.
CCAAAGAUGACUCAGUUGUUGAUCCGCGCUAUACCUACGUUCAUGUACAAAUAAGUGUUAGAUCGAUUAACUUUAGUUAAGGAGUGUCUGACAUGUAGUGAUUUUUGAGUAAAAAAGCCUGUAUAUAUAUUAUUACCGUAUUUUUCCCCCCUUUUUGGAUCGAAUACCGUCUCUUAUUCUUAGUUCUUAAACAACAUAAGCGUUUUCUUUGUUCUUCCACUUGUAGAUCUGUCCGGAGUGAUGCGAUCUUUGUCUUCGACGUGCACUUGAGAUCGUAGAAAGUGGAGCUUAAGGAAGGUAGGGAUUUCAAGGGGGUAAACACUUGGUAAAGUGUGGAUUUUUCUCAAGGGAAAAUUAGUGAUUUUUGAAAAGGGGUGAAAGUGAGGAUGCUGUGGAGUAAUUCUUGAAGAAUUCUGUUAAAGAUUGGGUUUUUAAAUCUAGGUUUCCUUCUUGGAUUUCGAUUAUGGGUGGGGGUGGGUGUUUUCCUUGUUUUGGAUCAUCAAACAAGGAAGAGACUAAUGGUGGGGGCUCCAUUAAAGAACUGGGCAAGAAGGAUUCAGCUAAAGAUGGCUCUGUUGGACAGUCUCAUCAUGUUAAUAGAGUUAGUUUGGACAAAUCAAAAUCCCAGAGUGCUACUGAUUCUAAAAAGGAACCUGCAGUAUCUAAAAAUGGACCGACAGAAAAUAUUGCGGCCCAAACAUUUACAUUUCGGGAGCUUGCUGCUGCCACGAGAACUUUAGGCAGGAGUGUCUGUUGGGAGAAGGUGGUUUUGGACGUGUUUACAAAGGUCGUUUGGAGAGUACAGGACAGGUAGUUGCCGUCAAACAGCUUGAUAGAAAUGGCCUUCAGGGGAAUAGAGAAUUUCUUGUUGAAGUUCUCAUGCUUAGCCUCUUACACCACUCGAACCUUGUCAACCUGAUUGGUUAUUGUGCCGAUGGGGACCAACGCCUCCUUGUCUAUGAGUUUAUGCCUUUAGGGUCAUUGGAGGAUCAUUUACAUGGUAAGGGUGCCCAUCUUUUGGUUUUCGU